CCUGGUAGAUGUCAAAGGCUGAAGCGGUUCCCUUUGCCACAAUAUAACUAGUAGGGGAUCUACACUAGCCAUGGCCACAGCUGCCUCGAAUCCCUACAGCAUUCUCACUUCCAACUCUAUGGUUCAUACAGACUCCUCGGUCAUGCAGCAAGGGAGUUCUUUUAGAAAUCACCAGAAACUUCUCCAAAGUGACUAUCUGCAGGGAGUCCCCAGCAACGGACAUCCUCUUGGGCACCAAUGGGUGACCAGCUUAUCUGAAGGAAGCCCGUGGUCAACGACAUUAACAGGUAGCCCUCUAGAGCAACAAGAUGUUAAACCUGGAAGGGAAGAUCUGCAACUCGGGGCUAUCAUCCAUCACAGGUCUCCCCACGUUGCUCAUCACUCGCCCCAUACAAAUCAUCCAGGUGCGUGGGGAGCUACCGGAGCUCAUAACUCAUCUCUAAACAACGGUGGACAGCCUAUCAACAUUUACGCACAGUCUGGGUUCACGGUCAAUGGUAUGUUGGAUCAUGGGGGUCUAACACCACCUCCAACAUCAGCACCAAGCCAAAGCUUACACCCAGGGCUCAGAGACACCCCGGAGCACGGAGAUAUAGGAGCCCAUCACUGCCACGACCAUUCAGACGAGGAGACUCCAACCUCGGACGAGUUGGAACAGUUCGCUAAACAAUUCAAACAAAGGCGCAUCAAGCUGGGUUUCACGCAGGCAGAUGUCGGACUUGCACUGGGGACCCUGUAUGGCAACGUCUUUUCCCAGACUACCAUCUGCAGGUUUGAAGCCCUGCAGCUCAGCUUUAAGAACAUGUGCAAACUGAAGCCCUUGUUAAACAAGUGGCUGGAGGAAGCGGACUCCUCCACUGGCAGUCCGAGCAGCAUUGAUAAAAUCGCAGCUCAAGGAAGGAAACGCAAGAAAAGAACGUCCAUUGAGGUGAGCGUCAAAGGGGUUCUGGAAACCCAUUUCCUCAAGUGUCCCAAACCUGCGGCCCAAGAGAUCACUUCUUUGGCGGACAGCCUGCAGUUAGAGAAAGAAGUGGUUCGCGUCUGGUUUUGUAACAGGCGGCAAAAAGAGAAAAGAAUGACUCCUCCGGGGGAGCAGCAACCGCACGAGGUAUAUUCACACAAUGUUAACACGGACACUUCAACAUGUCGCGAUCUCUGACCACAGCGAUGGGAUCCCGAAAACAACCCAAAAGACUCCCUUUGUGAAGAAUGGAAAUCUUAGAGGCUUUUUAAAUUAUGGGUCUUAUUUUUUUUCCCUCGGCUCGUAUGAUGAAUUGAUAGGAAUAUAAAAAAAAGAUACAGAACCUUUUUUUUUCGAAGUUGGGCGGUAUCUCUCGACAGUGUUUUUUUUUUUCCACAAAGGACCCUGUUUAUUACAAAAUUAUUAUUAUUAUUUUUAAUAUGUUUGAUUUUAUGCUUUUGUUUUGUCUUUCUUCAAGGAUUAAAAUACAGACAUGUGCCUAUUAACCUUCCAGCGCCUUCGUUUUUCGCAACAUAUAUAUCAGGUGAAUCAGUUACGUUAUGGGCAAUUUCUCUUUGUUUUCUAUUUUUUAUACUACAUUGCUAUGCGAGUUCUGGGUAUGCUACAUUUUUCAUCAGGGGCUGCUUAAAAGAAGAUGGGCGGGGGAGAGUUAAAUUGUGUUCACUUACUAAGUACUUGUGCAAAAAAAAAAAAAAUACAAGAGGAACACAAUACAGAUUUUUAUUUCUAUUUUUUCACAAUUCUGUAAAUCAAAAUUUGAGAUGCCAUGCAGGAUUCACAAUCUCGAUAAUAUGUUGUAUGGCUUUUUUUUUAAUUUAUGUGACGAUUAGGACACUUUAGCAUACAUAUGAAAUAUAUAUAUGGAAGUGAACAAUUGCUUUUGAAUUCAUUGGAACUGGUAAUGUACCUAGCUUUAAUGAAUGGUCAAAUAUUUUAUGCUUCGAAAUCAUACAAAACACUCGGUUUUGUGUUACUCUUUUACAGACCCCCCCCCCCCCCCCCCCCCCCCCCCCAAAAAAUGGGAUUCCAAAAUACUCUACACACACAAAUAAGUGGAAAUUUAAACGUGUACUAGUUUGCGGUUCUUGGCAGGAGUGAACUUAGUCCACCUUCAUGACCAUAUUACUGUGUAACAUGAUCUAUAUAUACAAAAAAAGACAACGAACCGUACGAUGCUACACUUAAAUUAUAGCUUUGUUUUGCUUUAUAUAUCAUUAUUUUAUUGUACACACUCAAUAUCUAAAAACAAAAUUUUUGUAUUCUUUAAUGCUCAAAGUAUUUGGUUUAUUUCUUUAAUAUUCCUUCCAGUAUUUGCUAUUGUACAGUUUUGUAUAAUAAACUUUUGGAAGUUAUUAAUUUAAAAAAGACCGUUUAGUUUAUUCAUGCAGUUUAGUGAUGUAAAAAUAAACGCUAUUUUUCAUUAAAACUGAGGUUUUCAGCAAUUUUAUUCCAAAUACCAAUGGCAGUCUUACAAUUAUUUAUUUUAAGUAUAAACCUUGUGUUAUGUUUUUUGAAACGAAAUGUACAACCGAUCUAAAAUGUAUGUUGGAAUAAUAAAAAUGAGCUUGUUAUUACA
Erpetoichthys calabaricus (reedfish) is the source of this 2558-nucleotide messenger RNA. Its product is annotated as POU domain, class 3, transcription factor 4. Bases 71 to 1159 code for a protein of 362 amino acids. The transcript has a single exon. Gene Ontology annotation, molecular function: RNA polymerase II cis-regulatory region sequence-specific DNA binding; DNA-binding transcription factor activity, RNA polymerase II-specific. The record is from RefSeq and is a predicted model, not a curated record. Gene Ontology annotation, cellular component: nucleus. Gene Ontology annotation, biological process: regulation of transcription by RNA polymerase II; brain development. NCBI's taxonomy places the organism in Eukaryota, Metazoa, Chordata, Cladistia, Polypteriformes, Polypteridae.